AUGGGCGCAUUCAUCACAGAUAGCAUGGGCUGGAAACUGGCCUUCAUUGUUCAGGCUCCUACCGCACUCAUUUGCUGCAUCAUUUCCGUGGCUCUGCUACCACCCGCCAAACCAAAGGAUACUCGCACGAAGAAGGCUACUCUCCGCAAAAAGAUCGACUUCCUGGGAAUCGGCAUGUUCGCUGUUUCUAUAACUACAUUUUUGGUUGCGAUCAGGCUUCUAGGAGACCAUGAAGCUUCGACUGGAAUAACCGCCCUCUUCGGGGUUGUUUCCCUCGUAUUCGGAGGCUUCUUCCUCGUAGUAGAGGCAUACUAUGCGAAGGAACCAGUGAUCCCUCUUGAUUUGCUCAGAAAGAUGGCGGGCCCCUACGCCGUACAGGUGCUGCUACAGGUCGGAGCAUUUGCGAACUUGACCAACAUCGCACCCUACUUCAUUCGCACCACCGGCGCGAGCAAUACACAUGCCGCGUUUUACCUUGCCCCCGUAUUCGUCGGAUUUACGACAGGAUCUAUCACUUCUGGUUAUAUUAUCAGGAAGACUCAUAGAUAUAAGACAUUAUCGCUUAUAUCUGUGCUUCUCGGGCUCAUAUUCUUCACCCUCAUUGCAGUAAGGUGGCGAUACGGGGUAACCAACUGGGAAUCACUCUAUGUGCUUCCAGCUUUCCUAAGCUUUGGGCUCCUUCUUUCUACCACUUUCACGGGGCUGAUAGCCUGUACUCCAAAAUCCAUCCAUGCGACGGCUAUCUGUGUCUACUAUCUCUGCCAACAGGUCGGCACCAUGCUCGGAACCGUCUUUUCCUCCUUGACCAUCGAGACAAUACUGCGUGAAGUACUCAAUAUUCGUUUGGAGGAUAUACCAAAUAAGAAUGGCAUUAUUGAAAAAAUUCUACACGAUGCCAGCCCCGAAAUAGUCCCGGAGGCACUACGAGGCAUUGUUCGCAGCAGCUAUCUAUAUAGUUUUCAGUUUGCCGCAUUCAUACCCGUGGUUACCACUGCCAUCGUCCUGCCACUGAUAGCCGUAGAUAUGGAGGUGGAAGUGGAGUAA
Molecule: messenger RNA, 1044 nt
Organism: Arthroderma uncinatum
Lineage: Eukaryota; Fungi; Ascomycota; Eurotiomycetes; Onygenales; Arthrodermataceae
Exons: 6
Coding region: 1-1044 (347 amino acids)
Biological process (GO): basic amino acid transport; transmembrane transport
Cellular component (GO): fungal-type vacuole membrane
Molecular function (GO): basic amino acid transmembrane transporter activity
Source: RefSeq, a predicted model, not a curated record